GAUCCUGAUAUCUCGACCUGCCUUGUUUUGUAUCUUAAAGCUGUUUCCCCAUCCCCCAUGGCGUCCUUCUCUUUGAGUUGUCAAGGAAGCCACAGAUCAAGUGUGUAGGUAGGUAAUACCAAGACAUCAGGGGAGGCACGACAUGUAUCGGCCUGAGUGUGAGAAAGCACCGAAUGGGGGAUGAACAUUCCGGGGGGCGCUUGUCCAAGGUUACCUUUUCCCCACGUUCGCCAGGCGUAUUGUUUGGAUUCUGGAGACAACUUUGGUGUUAGUCUGCCGCCCUUUUUUAUCUUUUUUUUUUUUAUCUGAUGCACUGCAGCAUCACUAGGCUGGUGGCUGCCGCAGUCGCACCAAAGGUGUUCCUUGGGCUGCAUGAGCCUAUGAGGUUGCUGAGGUACACCACACCAACUGGGCAAUGGACUGUUUCUGGUCACCGCGUUCUGACCGACAUCUUCACCGUAGUGGGACGGUUGAGCUUGGUUGGGAUGGGCUGGUUGGCCAACCUAAUUCCAUCUCGUCUCAUCAGCACCAUGGUAGGUAUGCUGGUCCUCGACAACACCAGACCCCCGUACAGAGAGAUGAAGACUGCUGCUGCACUACCACUACGUUACCUUUUCCCUUUAACUUUCAGGCGUCAGCUUCAGCAUUAUGGGAAGGAGACUCGAGAAGUAAGCCCCAAGGUCUGCGACAUUCCAUUCACCCCGCAUUCAAUCGCAGUAGGUACCGUAGCUCGAGGCACCAAAGCAAGCCGCAGCCCAUCCAAUGGUUCCUGUCGAGCUUCGACUGUCAAUUGCCCAGGCUUGAGUUGCGACCUUUUGCUAUCCCGCAAGAUGAGGUCAUAUCAGGUGGUUUUCUUUCCGCCUGAGAGGUUCUCUAUCUCUGUCUCUCUCUCCUCUCCGUUACAAAUGACCAGGGGUGGCCCAGCAAGAACCCAAACAUCCUGACACCCUGGGAAGACCUGGAUGGGGAACUGGACAGGGAAAAUGGGGCU
Molecule: messenger RNA, 991 nt
Organism: Colletotrichum godetiae
Lineage: Eukaryota; Fungi; Ascomycota; Sordariomycetes; Glomerellales; Glomerellaceae
Exons: 2
Coding region: 309-944 (211 amino acids)
Source: RefSeq, a predicted model, not a curated record